GUCUUUUUCUUCGCGGUAAGUCACACGUCUCUCUCAAACUUCUCUCCCUCUCCUUCGUACUGACGCCGAUGCCUCGUUCUGCCGCCGCCGAUCGUCGAGCCACCACGAUUCUUCCCGGAUCUGUCGUCAAGCCCAGCCGUCGUCGGCUGUUCGUCGUGCGCCAGCCUAUUUGCGGCUGUUGACUUCCAGCCACCAGAUUUGUUGAGCCACGCACCGACCAACCGCAGCCCAGCCAUCAAGCACCACGCCGGUUGCUGCUCCUCGUCCCGCUGCGCCACCCUCUGCCACCGCUAGCCUCGCUGAAUCUGGAAGUUGAGGUCAGUCUCGGACUGUCUGAUUGAAGAGUAGCGGUGCCGUUUAGUUGCUGUUCAGCGGGUUCGGGUUUUCGUCAAGAUUUUGGUAUUUAAUAAAGAUUCGAGUUUUAGAAGAGUUUGAGCUGCUGUCCAGCCAUCCGAAAGGUUGAAAUUAGGCCUUUUGGCACGACUUGGCUUCCUUGAGAAGGGAAUGGCAAAGUUCAGGGAUAGAACUGAAGAUUUCAAAGAUGUUGUGCGGCACUGUGCUAUUUCGUUAGGGUAUAAUGAGUCCAAGUUGGCAGCUAUUAUGGCAUCUUUCAUCAUUCAGAAACCUCGGCAAAGGUCACCUUUCAUCAAAGCUGCCCUGAAAACGCUUGAAAGCAUUGGUGCUCUUGAAGAGUUCAUGUUGAAACAUCAGAAGGAUUAUGUAGACAUGUAUCGGACGACAGAUCAAGAGAGAGACAAUAUUGAACAUGAGGUAGCUGCCUUCAUCAAAGCAUGCCAAGAACAACUUGAUAUCCUAAAAAACAGCAUUAACGAGGAUGAUGCACAUUCCAAGGGAUGGCUUGGUCCUAGGACUGAUGAUUCUAAUGCUGAUACCAUUGCACACAAACAUGGGGUGGUUCUAAUUUUGAGUGAGAAACUCCAUUCAGUAACAUCACAAUUUGAUAAGCUAAGAGCCAUUCGGUUUCAAGAUAUCAUAAGCAAAGCAGUACCAAGAAGAAAACUGAACCAAGUAAAUAAACCACGUUCUGCCAAUACCACUGAGUAUAGUAACACAGAGCUGAGAGAACCUGAUAAUUUUGAGCAUCAACCUGUCCGAGCCCAACAACUGUUAGAUGAUGAAACUCGUGCACUUCAGGUUGAGUUGACUAGUCUUCUUGACGCAGUCCAAGAAACAGAAACUAAGAUGGUAGAGAUGUCUGCUCUAAAUCACCUUAUGUCUACACACGUUUUGCAGCAAGCACAACAAAUUGAAUAUCUUUAUGAACAGGCUGUUGAAGCUACGAAGAAUGUCGAGCUUGGUAAUAAAGAACUUACCCAAGCAAUUCAGCGGAAUAGCAGCAGCAGAACCUUCCUUCUGCUUUUUCUAUUUGUGCUCACUUUUUCAAUUCUCUUUCUUGAUUGGUACAGUUGAUGGGAUCGGUUGUUGUAUCACAUUUAUGUUAUACAUUCAUAUAAAAAAAAAAAAAAAAAAAAGAGGAAAUCACUGAUGGAAUUUAGAUCA
This is a messenger RNA of Cucumis melo (muskmelon), 1521 nucleotides long. RefSeq names its product syntaxin-81. Gene Ontology annotation, biological process: retrograde vesicle-mediated transport, Golgi to endoplasmic reticulum. The coding region runs from base 505 to 1431 and encodes 308 amino acids. The record is from RefSeq and is a predicted model, not a curated record. The transcript has 9 exons. Lineage: Eukaryota; Viridiplantae; Streptophyta; Magnoliopsida; Cucurbitales; Cucurbitaceae. Gene Ontology annotation, cellular component: endoplasmic reticulum; membrane; SNARE complex.